Messenger RNA from Spodoptera littoralis (African cotton leafworm), 7401 nucleotides. The record is from the annotation of a GenBank genome assembly. NCBI's taxonomy places the organism in Eukaryota, Metazoa, Arthropoda, Insecta, Lepidoptera, Noctuidae.
AUGGGGAACUUUGACAGGACGAGUUGGUUUUAUACCAUAUUUAAAAUGGAAGUCACAACGUGGCUGUCACUACUGUUAGCAGUUUUAGCAUUAGGAACCACAGCAUCAGCAAGCGAGCCUCGCGUGGUAUGUUACUACACAAACUGGUCGGUGUACAGACCCGGCACUGCCAAGUUCAACCCACAGAACAUCAACCCCUACCUCUGCACACAUCUUGUCUAUGCUUUCGGAGGGUUCACCAAGGACAACACGCUCAAACCUUUUGACAAAUACCAGGAUAUUGAGAAAGGUGGAUAUGCCAAAUUCACUGGAUUGAAGACAUACAACAAGAACUUGAAGACGAUGCUGGCUAUUGGCGGCUGGAACGAGGGCUCCACCAGGUUCUCUCCCAUGGUCGGUUCCAGGGAGAGGAGGAAGGAGUUCGUCAGGAACGCUAUUAAGUUCCUCAGACAGAACCGCUUCGACGGCCUGGACCUGGAUUGGGAGUACCCAGCAUUCCGUGAUGGAGGGAAGCCAAAGGACAGAGAGAACUACGCCAAGCUGGUGAAGGAGCUGCGUGAAGAGUUUGAGAGAGAAGCGGAGAAGACUGGCAAGCCCAGACUGCUGCUGACCAUGGCUGUACCAGCUGGUAUCGAGUAUAUAGAGAAAGGAUUCGAUGUGAAGACGCUUAAUCAAUACCUGGACUGGAUGAACUUGCUCUCAUACGACUACCACUCUGCGUUCGAGCCGGCAGUGAACCACCACGCACCUCUCUACCCCCUGGAGGAACCCAACGAGUACAGCGUCGACAAUGAACUUAACAUUGACUACACGAUCAAGUUCUACAUAGAAAGUGGUGCCGAUCCUUCGAAGCUGGUCCUCGGUAUACCGACGUAUGGUCGCUCCUACACUCUGUUCAACCCUGAUGCAGUGGAGAUCGGAUCACCAGCUGACGGGCCUGGAGAACAAGGAGAUGCUACAAGGGAGAAGGGAUAUUUGGCCUACUAUGAGAUCUGUGAAGCUCUAAAACCUAAAACGAAGAAGCGUCAGACAUCAGAGGAAGAUUCCGAAGAGUAUGAUGAUGAGGAGGAUGAACCCUGGACGGUGAUGCACCCUAACCCUGAUGCGAUGGGACCCGUGGCAUUCAAGGGCAACCAGUGGGUCGGGUACGAUGAUGUAGACAUUGUCAGGAAGAAGGCUGAAUACGUCGCUGAAAAUGGACUUGGAGGUAUUAUGUUCUGGUCUAUCGACAACGACGACUUCCGAGGCGCGUGUCACGACAAGCCAUACCCACUCAUUGAAGCCGCCAAGGAAUCUUAUUACGCUAAACUUGGAUCUACCGACAACGCCAUCACGGAGAGGGCACUGACCCGUACCUCUACCAGGAGGAGGAGCAAGCCAAAGAGCACCACCACCACGACAACCACCACUACCACUACUCCUAAACCUUCCAAAAGCAACCGUCGCAAGCCUAGUACCAGUGUGACGAGCACCACUCCAGCUUGGAACAUCAUCACUCCUGAACCACCCACCACUCCUGACCCAGGAUCAGACUUCAAGUGCGUUGAUGAAGGCUUCUACCCUCACCCGCGUGACUGUAAGAAGUACUUCUGGUGUCUCGACUCCGGACCUUCCAACCUCGGCAUUGUGGCUCACCAGUUCACUUGUCCUUCUGGUCUAUACUUCAACAAGGCGGCAGACUCUUGUGACUUUGCUCGCAACGUGCUGUGCAAGAACAAGGACCCUCCUGCCAAGGCGCCGACCACUCGAGCCCCCACCACCAAAGCAGCCACCACUACCACCACCACCACCACCACCACCACCACGACCAGACGCCCCAUCAGAUUGAGCACCAAGAGCUCCUCACUCUUCAGAACUACCUCUACUACUACUCCUGAACCUGUGGAAGAAGAAUAUGAAGAGGAAUCAGCCGAAGAGCCAACUGACGAGGACGCAGAAGAUCCCAAAGUCAUCAAGGAACUGAUCGACCUCAUCAAGAAAGUUGGUGGUAUAGAGCAGUUGGAGAAGCAACUUGGAUUUGGUGAGAACAACCAGGCGAGCACAGACGGUGUCAUCACGACCACACCUUCUACGUUCAAGAAGAAGCUGUACCAGAAAGUGUUGGAGAGGACUCGUGGCAGAAACAGGUAUACUGGACCGAACAGCAUUCUGGAAAAUUCUGGACAAAACAGCCGAGGUGGACCUCAGAACGCUGGCAUUGAGCCUUCAAACGAUAGGGAUAAGCUUAUAAGAAAGGAUCGGCCACAGUACACAACAAUCAAUCGUCAACGAGGAAAAGGUGCAACUGAAGCCACUCCGGAAAGCGAGGAGACUGAGGAGGAACAAGAAGAAGUGCAGCAAGUCUUCAGAGCCAAGUCCGUGGAGACAGAGACCAGGGUCGGCACCACUGCCAAGCCAUUGCAGUAUGUGAACAUCAGGAGAGCCAGGCCAACCACAUCAGACACUGCUGAUGAUACUGCUUCGAGGAACGCUCUAUUCGAACGCUCAGAGCCUCUAGUUACUGUAUCUGACUCAUCGAACUCUCUGGACAUCAUUAGCGCGAGGCGAGAAAACACUCCUGAAUACGUCACAAUCAGGAGACAGCGACCGACCACUGAGGAAACUACCACUGUCCAAUAUGAAAGUUCCGAAGAAGAAGAAGAACAGCAAGAGACUGCAUUGGAAAGAGAAAUAUCCACACAACCUCAGUACACUUCUAUUGUACGGUCUCGCGCUACUUCCCGUCCCGAAGAAGAGCAGCCUAGCACUGAAUCCCCUGUACUUAGAGUACGUUCCACUACCGUAGCCACUGAGGAAACCAGUAGCCCUGACCCUACUACCGUCCUAGCUGUACAAAUAUCCUCUUUACUUAACUCUCCGAGCUCUGAAGUUGAGACUCCCGAGACCGAAUCGCCAGCGCCAACGACUGUAGUUGAAACGACCACGACUACCACCACAACGACUACUCAAGCACCGCCCAGUCCCAGCACUCGUCGUUCUCUGAUCAGACGACGUGGCUCCACCACCACACCAGCAAGUACUGCCGCCCCAUCAAGCACCACCCAGGUGAGUCCCAGGAAUUAUUCUUUCGUGACCCGCCGACGACCAUUGCCAAGGCCAAAUGAAAUAUCUUCGGAUUCAGACGAUUCAGCUGACGUAUCGCGUAAAAUCAGAUCUACUACACCCGAUAGUCGCGAAGUAGAUGUUGAUACACCCAGGGAAACCGGUUCCAGAAGGUUUAGGAGUAGGUUCCAAGUAUCUCAAAAUGCUCGAAGUGAUGAUUCUAUUCCCGCCGCUGCUUCUCCCGUUUCUAGAGGACAAUUUAAACCACAAAUUUUAAGCCCUGAUGAAGUUAUUUCUUUGACACCCAUUGAUGUCGAGCCGCAAUUUGUUCCAAGACAGGUUUCCAGUUUUAAUUCUAGAGCUGAUAGGCGUUUCCGUAGACCUACAGCUAGUCCUACUUCAGAUGAGAUUCCUGAUAGUGAAGGUUCUGCUGCUACAGUUGAAACUAGGCGACCAAAUCUUCUCCCUCGUGGUCGCAGUCGAUUUACAAUAAGUUCUACAACGGAGUCUACAGCCCAACCUGUUUCUAUUUCAUCAUUUGCUCAACGAAGGCCAACUUUCGCAAGAUUCACUCCGCGACCUUUUACACGAUCAACAUCAGCGCCAAGUGAAGUCGAUGAAAAUGAUGAAAACGCUGAUGCUCCUGAAGAAACUUCUACGCAAAGAAUUGCACCACGUCUACCAUUUGGUAGGUCUAGGCCAUCACCAUCAGCUUCUCCAAGCAUAGUAGCAAGAAAGUUACCAUUCCCAUCUCGUCAAUCUACGACGCAGCAAACUUUGUCUAAUGACGAUGAUGACGAUGAUGAGCCAGAAACCCGUAAUGAUGAUAUUUUACUAUCUGAAAGCGCCCGAGAAGAGAAAGAACACGAAGAAAGUGAAGUGGAAGAGGAAGCACCCAAACGCAGAGUUAUUGUUAAGAAACUGAGAGCACCUGGUGCAAGUGAUGGAACUGUUUCAACCGAAACAAUACCAAGCGAUGAUGGUAAAAAGAGAUUCAGAGUAAUAAGACGUAGACCUACUUCUACAACGGCAUCUCCAGAAACAGUUCUCGCAACUGAAGUCCCAACUGGACCCGGGCCUCAGAGAGUACGAAAGAUUAUUCGUAAAAAGAUAAAACCUAGCGAAGAAGAACCAGAAAUAACAGCUAAAGCAGUCGAUUCUCUUAGCACAUUUAGGAGCUCAACUACUGAAGAAUUUAACUACGGCGAGAAAACCCGAUCGACUACUACAACUACUGAAAGUGUGACAGAACCUAUUAUUGAAGAAGUAACUGAAUUUUAUAAGGAGAAGAAAGUUAAAGUAGAACUGCAAAGUGAAAAUGUUGAGACUACAACAGAGGUGACAUCAAAAGCAACUGAAGUUGCAAUUGAAGAAACCACAGCAGCUCCUACUAAUGUGGAAAGUAAUACUAAUAGUGAAACGGAAGAAAACAAGAAUAAAGAAAGUGAAACAGUUACCGAAGUGACAGACGCUAAAUCUGAAACUGAAACUAGUUCGAAUACUGAAACUAAGUCUGUAGAAGAAACUAAAGAAAACACUAAUGUAUCUGAAGGCGAAACUAAAGUUGAUUCCGAAUCCAAACCUGAAAAUCAGCCAGAUGUGGCAGUAUUAUCUGAUGGUACUACUGUAGAUAUUUCUGAAAAUAAGGAAACAACUAACACUGAGUCGUCCGUUACGGAAACUGAGGGUUCACAAACAGAAACAACUACAGUAAGCACAACUGUUUCUACUUCACCGUCAGGCAGAACUAGGCUACCUUACAGACCACGUAAAAAGUUAUACACCCCAUCCACAGAACCAACAGUUGCAUCUACCAGUAGAGUUUUUAGCCGUAAAUAUAAUCCUGGUGUAUACACAAGUCCUGCAACUGCAGACAGGCCUUCAUUCAGACCAAGCGGAACCACGAGAAGACCAUUCUCCUCAAAAUUGUUUACUAGGAGGCCUUUUACCCCUAGAACCACACAAAGAGUAGAAGAAGAAGAAGAUUACAAUGACGAAGAAGAAGUGUUGGAUGAAGAAACCGAACCAGAAAACCCAUUCGUGUUCGUGCCACCAAACCAAUUGUUUACAAGGAAACCUGAUUCCGAGGAGGAAGGCGAUGAAGCUGCAAAUUCUGAGGAGUUAUUGGAGGAAGAAGAAGAAGUACCUUAUGAUGAAGAAGCUGAAGAGGAAGAUACACCAUCAAGAUUUGCUCUUACAACACGGCGGCCAGGCUUUAGACCACGUGUCGUUAACUCUAACACGUUCAGAACCUCUACAUCAACUACAGAAUUGCCAAAGAGAUUCCCAAGCUCUCAAAACAGAACUGGUAUCAUCACCAGAUUCAGUAAUAAGCCAGCAGUCGAUGGUAAAAAGCGAGUACAAAACGUACCUCCAGGUUAUAACUCUCCUGUUAGUGCACCUAGACCUAAAGGUCUUGCUAACAAAAAUGAAACUCAAACUCAAGAUGCUGAAAAAGAAUCUAAGGAUGUGACAACCACAACUGCUGCAGUCACUGAUGGAGAAACCACUACAUCAGUUGAUGAUGAUUAUCUCACGGUUACUUCAACUAUAUCAACUGACGGUAAAGACGCUACGACUACUGAUGACGUAUCCACAACGAACACCAUUCCCAUGGAAACAGCAACUUACCAAAUGGAAGUGGAUGAUAGUACGGAUGAUUACUUGGAAAGUACCGAUACUACUACAAACCUACCUACUACACAAGAUAGUACUACGAAUUCUCAAACUGAAGCUGAAAUUAAAACGACAAUUGUACAAAAUACUGCAGUUUAUACCGUACCAAAUACAGAAGUUACUACCGAGCCAGUGUCUACAACUGUUGAGAUCACAACUACGACUGAGCCCAGCCCACCACCUCCACCCAUCAUUAAAACACAAUUCAACAAGCUGUUCUCUGUCAGUAGAGUUGUAGAAGUUAAUUCUAAAAUUGACAAACACCACUUGAACAAGAACAACGAAACAACACUAAUCGAAGAAGGAAAAAUAAUGGUCGAAAAGAAACCAGUUGUUGACAAAAUUGGAGAAGUCAGUAGAUUCAGUCUCAUCAAAAUUGUUGAAGAUGAAAUUCCAAUCUAUUUGACUAAAUUCGGUCACGUGUACCCAGUUGAACACCCACCUGAAAAUAUUAUUCGUAUUGACGAAGCUAGAAAUGCGAGGGCUUUAGUCGAUACUUAUCCCGACGCUCCUAAAGAAAAUCUGGUCGCGUCUGAAAGUAUUAACGAAGCAUACAGACAUGUCAAGAAAAUUUCCAAUGUUAAAGGUGAAAUCAGUCAUGUAGAACAUUUACCAAAUGAUGAUUUCUUGAGCUACGUGAACGAAGACAAUAAAACUGACAAAGAGGACGGUGCACCAUUCUCUUCAUGGCAAUUCGUUCCCGCAGCAUACGAGAAUGAACAAGUUAGAGGUGCAAAGAGCUUUGAAAUAGUAACACCACGAUCGAUGCUGACAAACCCAUCUACUUUACCUUUAGAAGGGUUGUUCAAAACUGAGAACCCACUUACAGCAAGAAAAGUUGGUGAUGACAAGAAUCAGCCAUUUGUCGUUUACUCAGCUCCAGUAGCAAGCCAGCAAGAAGAAGCAAAUAUAGUCAAAGUGUCCGUCUUAAAACCCGAGUCUGGUCGUAGUAUUUUGACAUUCGCCAAGGGCCAAGAAUUCAACGGAGGUUCUGCUGAUGAAGUGGCUACCAUUAAAUAUCCUGUUAACAUUUCAGUUAUUCCUUUAACUACGGAAAGCACAACAGCUUCUCCUUCUACACCUACAUCUACUCUAUCUACUGAGAUUCCAUCGACAACUUCCACAACGACCACGACAACUGAAACUCCUUCCAGUCCCAUCAUAGAUUUACUUUCCACAACAAUUUCUAGUACACAAGUUCCGACAACUAUUUCAACAGAAGCACCAAGCUCUGUAGUUACAACUGAAACAGUGCCUGAAGUAACAACUACUGCGAAAGCAUCUCCUUUGGACGCUAAACGUGCCAAGUUUGCCUUCCCAAGAAGACAAAUCUUGAAAUCCUCAAACUUCACGCGCCCCGCUAUUGUCCCAAGAACUGUUAAGAAAAUCAAUGCGACUGCAGUAUCUAAUCUGAACCAGAAAGCUAACAAAACUGCUUUCAGUCCAAGUAAAUCGCGUUUCACAGCAAACAGAGUUCAAAACGUUCCAAUAGAUGUUAAGAAGAAACCUAACACUCCCAAAGUAGCCAUUAAAACGUUUAUCACAACAAAGACAUACACAACAGAAAGCCCAAAGACAACGACAGAAAGAAAAAUAUAUUUCAAACCAAUCAGACCCAACUUUAGACCCGCAUUUAUACCAAGAAAAACAACAACACCGCCCGUUACCACCGGAGACACCUAA